AUGAUGACAAAUGACCGCUUCUGUGAACUGGAAAAUGUAGUCUUGCAACGAAUAAAAUGGCAUGUGAUCGGCCUAAGUGAAACAAGACGCAGAGGAGAAGAUCUACAAAAGUUGACCUCGGGGCACCUCCUGUAUUUUAAGGGUAAUGAGGAUAGCUCAACUGGUGGAGUUGGCAUGUUGAUACACAAAUCUCUAGCAGACAAUCUCAAAAAGGUCAAAGCUAUAUCAAGCAGGGUUAUUUAUGCCACUUUUAAGAUUAACGCACGGUAUACUUUGAAGAUCAUCCAGGUUUACGCACCCACUAGCUCUCAUUCGGACGAGACAGUUGAGUCUUUUUAUGAAGACUUAGAAAAAGGUAUUACAGAUGAUUACUGCUACUACACAAUAGUUAUGGGAGGUAAUCUCAGAUCGUUAGAAGAAAAGAGGGAGAUAUAUCAACAAGACCUAGAAACAGCCUUUGAUGUGGAUACCUCUGCUUGGUCUGUGGAUGAGCUCAAUGAGCAUACAUGCAAAACUUUAAAAAGAACAGCGGAGAAGUUUUUGACCAGCAGUGACACUAGACACAGAGUCUUAUCCGAUGUCACACUAGCACUUAUCGAUGAAAGAAGAUUAAACAUGAGUAAAGAGAACCAAAAUAUCAGGCAGCUCAACAAGAGGGUGAGGAAAUCUAUAAGACUCGAUCUACGGAGAUAUAGCCGAAAUACCAUCAUUGAUACAAUCAAAGAAAAUAGAGGUCCAAAAGUGUUCCAAAGGAAAUUUAAUACUGGUAGCGGCCAAAUAUACAGUUUGCUGAGACCAGAUGGAUCUAAAACAGAAGAUAGGGAUGAAAUCCUGAGAACCGUAGAGAACUUUUAUACAGAUCUCUACAGUACUACUACACCAGAACCGACGACCUACAGAGGAAGAGAUCCCAGGGCAAAACUAGUAAGACGUAGGACUGAAGACCUCCCGGAUAUAAGCCUGUACGAAAUAAGUAACGCACUGAAGCACAUGUAA
Messenger RNA from Pararge aegeria (speckled wood butterfly), 996 nucleotides. RefSeq lists its product as uncharacterized. The transcript has 2 exons. Bases 1 to 996 code for a protein of 331 amino acids. The record is from RefSeq and is a predicted model, not a curated record. Lineage: Eukaryota; Metazoa; Arthropoda; Insecta; Lepidoptera; Nymphalidae.